This is a messenger RNA of Prunus avium (sweet cherry), 997 nucleotides long. RefSeq names its product agamous-like MADS-box protein MADS2. Gene Ontology annotation, cellular component: nucleus. Gene Ontology annotation, biological process: positive regulation of transcription by RNA polymerase II. The record is from RefSeq and is a predicted model, not a curated record. Gene Ontology annotation, molecular function: protein dimerization activity; DNA-binding transcription factor activity; RNA polymerase II transcription regulatory region sequence-specific DNA binding. NCBI's taxonomy places the organism in Eukaryota, Viridiplantae, Streptophyta, Magnoliopsida, Rosales, Rosaceae.
UCUAAAAGAAAGCAACUCAUCAGUCUGCUUAUGAUUCCUUUUCUAUGUUCUCUUAAGCCAAAGCUAAGGAACACCCAACCAACAGAGAAAUUAAUUAUGGGAAGAGGGAAGGUGGAGCUGAAGAGGAUCGAGAACAACAUAAACCGACAGGUGACAUUCACAAAAAGAAGAAAUGGGUUGCUAAAGAAGGCGUACGAGCUCUCAGUUCUAUGUGAUGCUGAGGUUGCUCUUGUCGUCUUCUCCACCCGCGGCAAGCUCUAUGAGUUCUGCAGCGGCUCUAGCAUGGAGAAGACACUUGAGAGGUAUCAAAGAUGCAGUUAUAGUGCAUUGGAAGCGAGUCAACCUGCUCAGGAUUCACAGAGCAGAUACCAAGAUUAUGUGAACCUAAAAGCAAAAGUAGAGGUCCUACAGCGCACGCAGAGAAAUUUUCUUGGGGAAGAUUUGGGUCAUUUAGGCACCAAGGAGCUCCAGCAGCUUGAGAAUCAACUCGACAUGUCCUUGAGGCAAAUCAGGUCAACAAAGACCCAAGUUAUGCAAGGUCAGAUAUCUGAUCUUCUGAGGAAGGAACAGAUGCUGCUGGAAGCAAACAAUGAACUGAGAAGGAAGCUGGAAGAAUGUAACGCAGCCAUUGAAAGAUAUUCAUGGACAACUAAGGAGCAAAAUCAAAAUGCUCAAUUUGAGGGAUUCCUUGACCAUUCACAAUGCAACAAUACAUUGCAGAUCGGCUACAAUCCUCCUGCAGUAACAGAUCAUCAUGAGCUACAAUCCUCAACGCAAAGUCAUAGUGGAUUAUUCGUCCCUGGGACGUGGAUGCUCUGAAUCUUGGAGCAAUGAAAAUAUUUGUUGGUCAUAUUGUUCGCUUAUAAUUUGUAGUUAAUUAUUAAUUAUUAUCUCACAUGCAGAGAAUAAGGGAACAUUAAUAAACUUUGUGUUAAAUAUAUGUAAUGUUAUAUGUAUCCUACAUUAGGAUUUGUGCUUCGUCCAAAAAAAAAUAAUA